AUGCACGCCGACACCGCGAGGAGGAGCUGCGCUGACGAGUGGAGAGUCUCCGUCGGCGUCCCAACACGAGCAGCCCCUACAAGAUCCUCCACGUGGCGGGGGAAGGUACGCGCUAAGGGCGCUACCCCGGCGGGCGCUUCCGACACGGGCGCCAAGAUCGGGGCGAGCGCUUCUGCCCAAGACGCGCACGACCCUCGGGGACCUGGAGCGAAACUGCCCGCAUGGGGUCUCUCCCCGCGCGAGUGGGGGGGGGGGGUACAAUCGGAGCUUCUCGCGGAUACGCCAUCGCCAGGCUCGGGGUGCGGCCAACCGAGUAGUGGUGCGUGGAGUAGCCAGGGACCUGCCGAGGGGUGCGGAACAUCGCCCUUGCCUCUCGCGCGGGCAGAUACUCGCUCAAUGUCGGCGCGUGCAGAGGAGCCGCGACCUCAGGGGCUGUGGCGUGAGGAGGCCCGUUGGUUACCUCGAUAUGGACGUGCGCCGGCUCCCCACUCUCCCGCGCCUGGUGCACCGCCGCUGCAAAUGCGUUCAUGGCCUGAUCAACCGCAGGAUCCUGUCCGCGACCGGCUCCAUUGCGCCGACCCCGUCGGCCCCCAGAGCCAGCGGAAUGCGGUUGCGGAGGGGACUGCUCGCGACGCCCAGUAUCCCACCGACGCCCAGGGGACCCCCUCCCCCGCCUCGCCGGAGAUCGACACGGAGAGGGCUGAGCGGGGGAUCGCGCUCGCGGUGAACGCUGGGUUGCCCGACCUCGGGGGGAGUGUUGGCGAGGAGAGCGAGGGCUUGUAG
Closterium sp. Yama58-4 is the source of this 783-nucleotide messenger RNA. The record is from the annotation of a GenBank genome assembly. NCBI's taxonomy places the organism in Eukaryota, Viridiplantae, Streptophyta, Zygnematophyceae, Desmidiales, Closteriaceae.